UCCCGGCGCUCGACUUUCUCUCGGCGGCCUUGCUCUCGGCCGAGUAUGAGAGAGCACUGGGCCGAGCUCUGGCGAUGCCGGAGUGCCGACUCAUACCUUUCUUUGGAGCCUUUCUUAGAGAAUUAAGAGAAAUCCUGGCGGCAUCCCCGUCGCUGACCGGCAGUCACUCGGUGGGUGCCACGCCUACACAUAGAAGAGAAUUCAAACGAGAAUCUACUAAGGAUGACAGAGGGUCACUAAAAAGGGACACAAGAAGAGAGAGCGGUAAACGUAUGGACCAGAGCACAACUACUAGCCCCCUAAGAGACAGCUGCAAGCGACAAGACUCCAGACUAUCAGAUUCUAAUAAACAAGUGUACAUAGCCUCAUUCGACGAGGAAGGUGAGCAAGCUCCAGGCUGGCGACGCGUCGGACCCGAGGGUCUGAUCAACUUGGAGAAAGUAUACAGAACACAAGCCGUGAUGGACCACAUAGCGAGUUUCCACCAGCAUCAUUACGCGUUAGCAAGGAGUAAUGCACCUAUCUUCGGAGAUUAUUUGAGAGCAGCAAUGUUAACAUGCGAGGAACCAGUCUUUGCUCACCCGACUUCGAAAACGAAUGGCGACUUCGAAAACGAAGCCUUGUACGAGUUGGAAGGAACGGGGUAUUGCCCUGUGCAGCCGCUGCCCCAUGAUCAUGGGGUCACUAUGUUUCCUUUGGCCCCGCAAAAUGGGGAGAGGAUGGAUAGACAUAUUUUGCAGAUAAUGCACCAUGGCACAGCAUGUGUAGUGACAGAGGCGGAGUGGGGCGGCACGCUCGCUCAGCUCAGGUUAGAGCGAGCAUGCGCUCUACUCGCGUGGUGUAGGACCGCGCAUCAGCCACAUGCUGCUCACGGAGAAACCCCAUCAGAGAACAUGGCGCAACCUGAAGUGAGCCUAUCAUACAACCCUGAGGAAGUCAUACCGCUGAAGUACACUGCUAACCUGGCGCAUGAGAAUGAAGCAGGCAUUGUAGGUGAAGAAGGCUUCAUAGACCUCCAAUGCGUAAAAGACAUGCGUCUCGGCGGGAAGCUGCUAGAACCACGCGACGUAGCCGAGCUCACGGCGUGCGCCAGGCGCCACGGGUUGGAGACCUGUGCUCAUGGGCCGCAUAUCAUAUCGCUAGUGUAUGGAAGGACUUUGAGCGAUAAUAGGACCGUGCAUUUUGUGCUGCCGGCUUAUUCUUAUAGGGUAUGGGCGGUAGGUCUCCACUCCGUCAUACGCGCACUGAUGAGUCAAGCGAAGCUAGCUGACCGGAGCUUAGCUUGGCUGAAAAACAAGUAUACAGCUUUGUACUAUGAGGACGGCUGCUGCUGUGAGCCGCUAGUUUCUGAUGCUAUUAGAGUCUUCGGCGGCAGAGAGUCAACGUGCGGCAGUUCAUCACACUCCACUCCAGUUAAAGGAACAUACGCUGACUCUCAUUCUGACUCUCUUAGGAGUUCUGGGAUCAAAUUCAAGAAAAAUAAGUCAACUUCAGAGCUGAAAACGAGCUCACCAAAAAGUUUUGUAUCGACACACACAUCAGGGACGAGAAGCGAAGACGAAGUAAUACAGGGAUCACCACGACAUAGUUCCUACUCAUCAUCAAUGAGUCACCAUCAUUCUUAUGGACCACGACACAGCAGCCUGACCGCAGCUGCUACCAGCAUCAUGGCUGGCUCACCUAAUAGGAGUAGUUUAAGAAGACUGGAAACAAGUGAGAGAUUUUGGGAGAACCUCAAGCAUUUAAGAACGGGUUCCGUUGGAUAUGACACACAAUUAGACUUCAUGGAUUUUGUCACCUUAUUUAGGAGUUUCAGUCUAGUGAUGCGAUCUGAACUCAGGGAUAUAUUCGAACAACUAGCAGUACCAAGAAAUCGAUCACCUUUACUCGGCGCCGAGAAAAGCCGAAGUUCACCCGAACUUUUCCGAAGCAGAGCUAUCUUUAGGACAGGCCUUUUAACAAGGAACGGGUCUUUAGACCUGGAACCUCCGAGUGACAAGGUUGGCAGGAAGAAAGCCUUUGACCUUCUUGCUGCUGCAGCUUUACCCGGUGCCUGCCCCGAUGUGAGCGGGAGAGUACUCUCUCUACCUACCCUCGGCAAGUUCUGCGAAACGAGACAAAAUGAACCCAAGACGGAACAACAGCUUAGAGACAUUAUACAGAGACACGAACCGGACCCGACUCUUCGCGCGGACAACUGCCUCUCAUUCGAAGGGUUCGUGCGUUUCCUUACAGACAAGGAUAACUAUGCCUUCGUGCCUGAACAGAUGAGAGCGAAUUUUAUUAGCAAAACCUCAACAUCAGAAGACGAGGAAGUGCAGAAGACGAUAGCUAAAGACAUGACGGGUCCUCUCUCACAGUACUACAUCGCGAGCAGUCAUAAUACGUACCUGACUGGACACCAGUUGAAAGGAGAGUCGAGUGUCGAGUUGUAUAGUCAGGUCUUGCUAACAGGUUGCAGAUGUGUGGAGCUCGACUGCUGGGAUGGAGACGACGGCAGUCCUGUCAUAUACCAUGGACAUACUUUCACUACGAAGAUACCAUUCCGAAGAGUCGUAGAGACUAUCGCUAGGAGUGCAUUCGUGGCGUCUCCGUACCCCCUGAUCCUGAGCAUUGAGAACCACUGCAGUCUCCCGCAGCAACAGGUCAUGGCCAGCACGUUUGAGGCAGUGUUUGGAGAGAAACUUGUCACGUCAUUCCUGUUCGAAGUCGAUUACACUGACGAGCCGAGACUUCCAAGUCCUGAACAGCUGAAAUAUAAGGUGCUGGUCAAAAACAAGAAGCUACUGCCUAUAGAGUCUAGUCCCACCAUGGGGCUGACAGGAGCCAGUUCUGCACAAGGAUAUGGUGGAGUUCUAUCCACUGCCUUUAGGUCCAACGGCAUCCGUCACACCAGCACCUCCUUACCGGAACAGAGCAACCGAACCAGCUCCAUCAUGUCGAACCAGUCGGCUGGCAGCUCGCUCACUGAAUACUUCUCUGAUGAGGACUAUGAUGAAGAUGAUGAGGAACUCGAUGAAAAAGAACUACACAAAAUCCUCAACUCCAUGGAAGAUAAAUGCGGUCGGACCUCUCUGUCACUCUACCAGAGCUUCAGAAGGAGUGAGGGAGAUGCUGAAACGACUUCCGGCAGUGUCAAGCACGCGCCCACUAGGAAACGAAGCAACCAAAUUGCUAGAGAACUUAGUGAUAUGGUUACUUAUGUACAGGCAAUUAAAUUCCGUGGCCUGAACCCUCUGUCACCACGUAGCUCAAUGAAGCAGCCGAGCACAGUCCCUAAGGAGGCACCUCCCGGCAGCAGCUUCGAGUCUUCUGAGAGCAGCGACAGUACUAGCACGCAAAUAGCCCAACAGCCCCGCCCCCGCUGCCUCAACGCGCCAGCCGUCCAUCAUCCAUGCUACCGCUGCUCCUCCGUCAACGAGGCCAUCGGAAAGAAGAUCUGCAGAAAGCACCCCAUGGCCCUCAUAGCUCAUACUGAGACACAGCUCGUUAGGACUUAUCCCGCCGGCCUAAGAAUAGACUCAUCAAACUUCGACCCGGUAACAUUCUGGUCAUGUGGCGUGCAGCUAGUCGCGCUGAACUAUCAAACAGAAGACGCCGCGAUGGCCGUCAACGCUGCGAUGUAUGAGAGCAACGGGUCUGCUGGAUAUGUGCGGAAGCCCAGCGUUAUGUGGGAUCCGGGGCAUAUUGCUUAUAGGAGAUUCAACCCAAUGGACAGAGAAUUCGACGGCAUACACGCCUCUCAUUUAACCCUAGCAGUCAUAUCCGGACAAUAUGUCGCAGAAAACGUGUACUCCUUCUACAAUGCGUUUGUCGAAGUGGAGAUAUUAGGCGUUCCGGCGGAUUGUAAGAAGAUCAGGACUAAAGUCGCUAGGAAGAACGCUCUGAACCCGAUAUGGAAUGAGACCUUUAAUUUUAAGAUAAACUUCCCGGAGCUAGCGUUCCUACGGUUCGAUAUUUUCGACGCUGAUACCAACUAUAUGCUCUCACAGAGAGUCAUACCGCUGCAGUGUCUGAGGCCUGGGUAUAGACAUGUGAGACUGAGAUCCCCAACAAACCAGCCGCUCAACAUGGCCUCGCUCCUGAUCUUCUCCCGCUGCUCCGAGGAGUUAGCAGGCGAGACCUGCAGAGGAGACCUGGAGCCCGCCUCGCCUCACGAGCGGAGGAAGAUUCACUUCCUCGUGGUGUAUGCUGUGGCGAGGCACGAGGCGUACUCUAUAUUGAAGGUGACGCAGGAUACUACUGCUAAUGAGGCCAUAGCCCAAUGUCUAACAAAAGCCGGAGUCUGUCGCUCAGCCCGCGGCAGUUACGUCAUGGUAGAAGAGGUUCCAUCCCGAGCUCCCACGCAGCGAGUGUUAGCUCCUCAUGAGAGGGUGCUGAGAGCUGCGUCUGCGAGACCCGGGGCGAGGCUGCUGCUGAAGAGGGUCGGCGAUGAUCCUAGUAGUAGGGCGUGGCUUACUAGUAUCAGAUCAGCAUCAUCAGACCGCAACAGAGACAAGUCGGUGCCCUCCGACGAGGAGUCUCUCACUCAGGAGGAGGAGCCUCGCAAGCCGCCCGACAGCUUCCUCGUGUGCGUGCACAACGUGUCGCAUGAGAUACCUUACGCUAUACUCAAGGUACCUCUAACAGCAUCAGCCUCCUACGUGGUCUACCAGGCGCUAACAAAAGCGCGUUGCCAUGACGACCCGAAGCGGUUCGUGCUGGUCGAAGAGUUGGAGUGGGGUGGCAGGGCGGGGACUGGGCCGCAGCAGAGAGCGCUGGCUGAUGAUGAAGUGGUUUAUGCUGCACAGGCAGGCUGGAAGACACUAGGCCGGUUCGUGCUGCAAGAAAAAGGCAGUACUGCACCACUGCCACGCCACAGAGCCGCCAUUGCCAGGAUACAGAGAGGACUCAGCAUGACAAGAGGGGCUAUCGCAGGUACCACAGGUUUUCCGCUCGGAGGAUUUGGUGCAGCUGACACAAUAUCUGAGGGCAAGGCUCCCGUGCAAACGGCUUAUAGUGACCCUACACAUUGCAGGAGAGUAUCAACAGCCCCUCUCGGCAAAGGCAUUGGACGAGCUAAAGGACAUUCAGACAAAGAUAUGAGGAGUUACAUGCAGAAACGAACCAGUACUAGAGAGGUGCACUCGGAAGGCGAGUCUGGCGGCGCGGGCGUGUCGGCGGGCGCGGAGGCGCUGGCGGCGCAGGUGGCGCGCUUCAAGAGACUCUCCUUACGGAAGCUCAGGGCAUGGCGCUCCUGAGUGUGGCAGGUCUUCCGGCGGCUAGGUACCCGCUUAGCCAACCACAGAGCCUCCCUGUCUUCAGAACUGGGAUCCCUGUGGGACUUCAUAAGGAUCGACAGAGACAGGAGGCGCUCCGCCCCCUCAGCCUCCACCUACGAAGCCAUC
This is a messenger RNA of Helicoverpa armigera (cotton bollworm), 5387 nucleotides long. Its product is annotated as 1-phosphatidylinositol 4,5-bisphosphate phosphodiesterase epsilon-1. Bases 75 to 5240 code for a protein of 1721 amino acids. NCBI's taxonomy places the organism in Eukaryota, Metazoa, Arthropoda, Insecta, Lepidoptera, Noctuidae. Gene Ontology annotation, molecular function: phosphatidylinositol-4,5-bisphosphate phospholipase C activity. Gene Ontology annotation, biological process: lipid metabolic process; release of sequestered calcium ion into cytosol; phosphatidylinositol-mediated signaling. The record is from RefSeq and is a predicted model, not a curated record. The transcript has 38 exons.